Messenger RNA from Heterotrigona itama, 1799 nucleotides. The record is from the annotation of a GenBank genome assembly. Lineage: Eukaryota; Metazoa; Arthropoda; Insecta; Hymenoptera; Apidae.
AAGUACAAAUGUCUGCAUCAACAGGUAAAAAUAUUUCAUAUUAAUCGAUAUUAAACGUUUUAUAAAAAAAGAGAACAUUUAUAAAAGAUAAAAAUAUUAUUCAUAUAUUAUUCAUAAAAACUGUACAUUAUUGAUCGCAUAAGAUUUUUCUGAGUAAAUAAAUUUUUGACAUAAGUGUCGAUCAUAUGACUUUCCACAAAUUCAUUUUAUUUCUUUUUUGUUCUAAACGUAUAGUGGCUUGUGAAACUAAUAAUAAUUUUUACAGUUUGUUAUACAUUCUGUAUAAUCUAAAUCGAAACGAAACCUGUGUGAAUCUAUAUUGUACACUGUUUAUUGUUCUGAUUGAAACAAAAUCCAUAAAACGAUUAAAAUUUAUUACGAUUCGUAGCAUUCCAAAAUUGUAAGUAAUGUAUAUAUAAUAUAUAAUAAUGAAACAAACUAUCUACAGAUAUUGAUUGAUUAUAUGUUUAUAUUAGAUAAUGUACUUUAAUACAUUGACAUAAUAUACAUAUAAUAUAAAUAUUUUGUGUAUAUGCAUAUAAAUAUAUUGUAUAUAUGCAUAAAAAUUAAUACAUACAUGAAAAUUUCCAGGUGAUAGAAACAGCCUAAAAAAUGGCACAGAAGCUCUAAAGGAAGAAUUUGAUCCUACUGGUUAGAAUCUCUGUUCUUAUGAAGAAAUUAUUUCAAAUUCAACUUCUAUGUAUCAUCUAUUAGAUCAAUAUUUUAUAGAACAUCAACAUAUUCGAUAUAAUCCCUUGAAGGGAGAAUGGGUACUAGUAUCACCACAUCGAAUGAAACGACCAUGGGGAGGACAAAUCGAAACAGACAUAGAAGAAAAUCUCCCAGAUUAUGACCCAGAUAAUCCACUUUGUCCAGGCAAUAUCAGAGCUAGUGGACAAAUAACUCCAAUAUAUGAAAAUACAUAUUCAUUUGUCAAUGAUUUUCCUGCAUUAUUGGAAUCAGUUCCUAGUCCAUCAAAAUCAGAAGAUGAAUUAUUUCAAAUGGAUGCUGCCAGAGGUACUUGUAAAGUGAUGUGUUUCCAUCCAAAAUCAAAUGUAACUAUAGCACUUAUGAAAAUUUCUGAAAUUAAAGAAGUGGUUAAACGUUGGAUUUUCGAAAUGCUCGAGUUGGGAGAAAAAUGGACUUGGGUACAAAUUUUUGAAAACCGUGGUGCCGUAAUGGGUUGUAGCAAUUCACAUCCUCAUUGUCAAAUUUGGGCUAGUUCUUUCUUACCAAAUGAAGCUAAAAUAAAAGAUAAAUAUCUCAGCGAUUAUUAUAAUCGUAACAAAAAGCCGCUUCUUAUAGAUUAUGUACAGAAAGAGCUUUUCAAAAAGGAGCGCAUUGUAUUGGAAAAUCGAGAUUGGGUAGUUUUAGUACCAUUCUGGGCAGUAUGGCCAUAUGAAACUAUGGUACUGCCUAAGAAACAAAUAUCUAGGAUGCAAGAUUUAUCAGAAAGUCAACAAGAAUCAUUAGCAGCUACUAUGAAAAUAUUGUGUACCAAAUAUGAUAACUUGUUUCAUUGCUCUUUUCCUUAUUCUAUGGGUUGGCAUGGAGCGCCAACUGGACCAUAUGUAAAGCAAGAUUAUCCUUAUUGGACUUUCCAUGGAAUUUACUUACCGCCAUUAUUACGUUCAGCGACUGUAAAGAAACAUAUGGUUGGUUAUGAACUUCUUGCACAAGCACAAAGAGACUUAACACCAGAACAAGCAGCAGAAAAAUUAAGAAAUUUAUCAGAUUCCCAUUACAAGCAUCCAGAAACCAGUUUAACUAGUUGUGAAAUAGAAAAAUAUUCUAAAUGA